This is a messenger RNA of Oenanthe melanoleuca, 2367 nucleotides long. Its product is annotated as ubiquitin carboxyl-terminal hydrolase 42-like. Gene Ontology annotation, cellular component: nucleus; cytosol. Gene Ontology annotation, biological process: regulation of apoptotic process; protein deubiquitination. The transcript is spliced from 12 exons. Bases 613 to 2343 code for a protein of 576 amino acids. Gene Ontology annotation, molecular function: cysteine-type endopeptidase activity; cysteine-type deubiquitinase activity. The record is from RefSeq and is a predicted model, not a curated record. NCBI's taxonomy places the organism in Eukaryota, Metazoa, Chordata, Aves, Passeriformes, Muscicapidae.
UCCAGUUGUGAGAAUUGCCUGGGUUGUGUGUAGAGGCACUGGGUUCUGUGGUCACAACAGAUGUCCCCAAGUAGCCUUGUGUCACAAAGGGGCAGAGAUAAGGCACCUGCCCCGCCAUUGUGACCUCACCUGCCCAAUGCUUGGUAUCCUGAGGAGCUGACCAGCAAAGAUUGAGCUGGUCUUCAGGAUAACUCAGCUCCUUUCUUUGCUGCUUGCAUGUCUGCAUUUUUUCAAGCAUUCCCUGUCUUUGGCAGUGACUACAAGCACCAAAAAAAUGAUUCUGACAGUUAAAGCUGUUCUGUGGGUCACAUUUGGGGUUUUUUAAUUUUCAAGCUGCAUUCAUUUUCUUUCUCAACAGGAGACAGGUUUAGUUCUAAUCUGAUUUUUCUGGAGCAGGAUCUGGAUCCUUUGUCAUCCACUACUUUUCCAUCUGUUCUUGAGAGGAACAGCUUCAAGAGGAAAUAAUUCCUGUAACAGUUUUGUCAGCAGACUUGAAAUUUGUGAAUGCCCACAGACAACAUGGCUGGUGCUUCAUUCCUACUGAGUGCACAAGACUUUGAAAGAGGACAUUACUCAUAGGAAGACCUGACAUCCAUAGGCAUUGCUGAGGGCAUGGCUCUGCCACAAAGGAUCCUCUCUCCCCCAGAAGAGAUUUGCAUGGACUGGCAGCAAAGACAGAGACCUGGAGCAGGACUCUGCAACCUGGGCAGCACUUGCUACAUCAAUGUCAUCCUGCAGUGCCUGACAUACACACCACCUUUGGCCAACUACCUGCUCUCUCGUGACCAUAGCCAGUUGUGUCAUCGGCAAGGCUUCUGCAUGAUGUGCAUUAUGGAAGCGCACGUUAGGAAAGUCCUGCACUCUUCAGCCAAUGUCAUCUGGCCUAGGGCUGUUGUCAAAGACCUCAAAUUCAUAGGAGAAGAAUUUGAGCCUGACAUGGCUGGAGAUGCCUAUGAGUUCUUACGCUGUGCUCUUGAGGCCAUGCAGAGAGCUUGUCUGAGUGGAAGCAGUGGUGUGGACAUCUCUUCUCAAACAACUACCAUCAUCCAUCAAAUAUUUGGGGGCUUUCUGAAAUCCAGAGUCAUAUGCUUGAGGUGCCAAGCAGUUUCUGAUUCCUACAAGGCCUUCCUUCAUGUCCUUUUGGAUAUCAAAGCACCCUCAUCUCUCACCACAGCUCUGGAGGACUUUGUGACACCCAAGAAGCUGGAUGGAAAAUACUGCUUCAAAUGUAGCAAGUGUGAGAAGAAGGUAACCGCCUCCAAGAGGGUUACAGUCCAUUGUGUGCCCAAGGUCUUCACAGUGUGCCUGGAAAGGGCUGCCGACCACACAGGCAAGAAGAUCAGCAAGAUUGUUGAGUAUCCCGAGUACUUGGAUCUUCGGCCAUACAUGUCUGACACAGCUGGAGAACCACUCCUCUACUCCUUAUAUGCUCUUGUUGUGCACAGUGGUGACACCUGUCUUGAUGGACACUUCUUCUGCUACACAAAGGCCAGCAAUGGACUAUGGUACAAGAUGGAUGAUGAGUCUGUGGAUAAUUGUGGCAUCCACACAGUUCUCAGGCAGCAAGCCUAUUUGCUGUUCUAUGCCAGAUGCUCUGAUUUGAAAAUGGGAGGAAUGGUGGCUUCCUCUCUGACACCAUCCUAUGCCCAUUCCUUCCUCAGUCAGUGGCAGGCCAGCAGUGAGCAAGCAGGUUCUGCAGGGACACAUGAUCCACCUGGUAGGACUAUGUCAAUGAACUGCCAGAGGACAAGUGCCAGGAAGAGGAUCCAGAGCAGAUCCCUGCAGCGGGACAAUGAUCACUGCAGCUGGUUCAUGAACAGCAGUGGCUCCAACAACUCAACAGGAAGGAAGAGAAAAAGAACUAAUCCUCCAAGUCGUGACCAUGCUCUCAAGGAUGGCACAGCUUCAGGGCCCUUCAACAGAAGCUGUCAGUGGGCUCCUGCUCCCAGUGCUACUUGGGUACAACACCUGCCAAGACAGAAAGAGCAAAGCCAGUCCUCACAGCAGGGCUAUGAUCUCUGCAGACGGUUUGUGGAGAUCACGGACUACCACCAGUCAGUGAGGAGGAGGAGGAGGAGCUGGUGGAAAAGAAGUCCUCCACACUGUGACCAAGAGCUAAAGAAUGACCCACUGGAAGGGUCCUCGAAUGCUAGCUCCAAGAGGGCUAAUGCACCCUGUGCUGCCCAGGAGCAAUCCCUGCCAAGGCAGAGAGAGCAGAGCAGAUCACCACAAUGGGGCUAUGAUCUCCGCAGACGGUUUGUGGAGAUCACAGACUACCACCAGUCAGCAAAGAGGAGGAGAAAACACUCAUUUGGAACAAACAAGCAGAAAAGACAAAGCUAGAAUUAAAACCCCUUGCUAGCCUUG